AUUGAACAUCAACUUGACAUUCCGCUUCAACCAUUAGAAAUCCUGCUUUUUGAGUGCUGCUGUCGUAUUACUGGGUGACCUGGACUGCGGCCACUUCUGAGAUUCCAACUUGAUGUAACUCCAUCGCCCUCAGGCCUUUAUUAGCGAUGCCUCCCACUGUACAUCAAGGCUUUGGAUCAUCGCCUGCAGAUUGGUACUACAGCCUGCCACCGGUCAUCAGGCUGUAUGGCACAGCUUGUGUUGCCACGACUGCGGCUGUCACACUCGGGCUCAUAAAUCCUAUGAGCUUGCUUUUGCAUUGGCCCUCUGUUUUCAAAGGACAGAUAUUUCGUUUGGUAGCAAGCUUCAUAUUCUUGGGGAAGCCUUCAAUAAAUUUUCUGAUGAAGAUGCUGUGGAUGAUCCAAUAUGGUGUGCCGCUUGAGAAAAGCACCUACCAAUUCAGCACGGCGGACUUUGCCUACAUGCUGUUCGUCGGCAUGGUCUCCCUGCUGGGAGCCUCGGUGGUGGUGCCAGUUCAGCUGCUGGGCCCGUCGCUCAUAUUCAUGAUGGUGUAUGUGUGGAGCCGCAAUUUCGCCUCUAGCAACAUAUCGCUGAUGGGCCUAGUCAGCAUCCAGGCCUUCUACCUGCCCUUUGCCCUGCUGGCCCUGGACCUGGCCAUGGGCGGCGACUGGAUGUCUGACCUGCUCGGCAUCAUAGUGGGACACCUGUACUACUUUUUGAAGGAGCUGCAUCCGGCGGCGGGGGGAGGGCGGCUGCUGGAGACGCCGAUGUGGCUCAAGCGAGCGCUGCUGAGUGCCGGCAUCGGGACAGUGCAAGCGCGCGAAGUUCCCAUGCAGCACCCGUCCGAUGCGCGCUUCCGCGCGUUUGCCGGGCGUGGCCGCCGCCUCGAUGACUGAUCGGCGGUGCCC
Coccomyxa subellipsoidea C-169 is the source of this 908-nucleotide messenger RNA. RefSeq names its product Derlin-1. The record is from RefSeq and is a predicted model, not a curated record. Gene Ontology annotation, cellular component: endoplasmic reticulum membrane; Hrd1p ubiquitin ligase ERAD-L complex. Gene Ontology annotation, molecular function: ubiquitin-specific protease binding; misfolded protein binding. Lineage: Eukaryota; Viridiplantae; Chlorophyta; Trebouxiophyceae; Coccomyxaceae. Bases 147 to 896 code for a protein of 249 amino acids. The transcript is spliced from 5 exons. Gene Ontology annotation, biological process: endoplasmic reticulum unfolded protein response.